UAUGCUCGAGGCAACGAAUUCCCGGGCGUGAGCACUCUCUUUCCUAUCUGCGAAUACACACAGUGCAUGCGCUGAAGUUGUUACUUAGUAUUGAACGUUUUGUUGUAUUCUAUCGUCUGCUAUAGUUUUUCGAAAUUACGUACUAUUUUAUCCCUUUAUAAAAAUGUUCCGACACCUCGUGAGACCUGUUGUUCAAACGACUAGAAGAAGUUCUCAUGCUGCUCCCAAGAUUCCUCAUGAAUUGAGACCAGCACACAUGGAUGAAUUACCAGUACCAUAUGGUUGUUGGAAAGAAUCGUAUGAUAAAGCUAAUAGAAAAUACAAUCUACAAUUAGCUGCUGGUGUUGGUAUAUUUGUGGCUACUGUUGCAUUUGGUAGAGCCACUGGAAUGCUUUGGCUUAAUUACAGCACACCAACUCCAAAAGAACAGUAACUCCUACAAUUUACUAAGUACAGUAAAUAUACAUUUAAAAUGUUGUAGAAUGUAAUAAAUAUUAUAACUUGCAAG
Molecule: messenger RNA, 508 nt
Organism: Dufourea novaeangliae
Lineage: Eukaryota; Metazoa; Arthropoda; Insecta; Hymenoptera; Halictidae
Gene: COX7B
Exons: 3
Coding region: 164-433 (89 amino acids)
Source: RefSeq, a predicted model, not a curated record